CACAAUUGUUCGCAUUGAAUUGUUGACCUUGAGUUAAUCACCUAUAAACGUGAAUCUGAGAUAAAACACAAUGGUCGGAAGAUUAGCCGGAAAGAAUGCCAUCGUUACCGGUGCCGCUGGAGGCAUCGGUCUCGAAACCACAAUCCUUAUGCUCCGCGAAGGCGCCUCCGUCCUCAUGACCGAUAUCAGUGAACAGGGUCUUGAGAAGGCCAUUGCGAAAGUGAACCAGGUUGUUCCCGAGCGCGAUGGCAAAGUCGAGUACCGCGUGGUGGACGUGUCCAAGGAAUCCGAAGUUGAGGCCGCUGUGGUACACUUGGAUUCGUGGGGCGGCAUUGACGUGAUGUUCAACAACGCCGGGAUCAUGCACCCCAAGGAUGGUGACUCGGAGGAGACGCCCGAGGCGAUCUGGGACCUGACGAUGAACAUCAAUGUGAAGGGGGUGUGGUAUGGAAGUAAGCAUGCAGUGAAGAGCUUCCGCAAGCACGGUAAGAAGAAGGGCAGUGUGAUUAACACGGCAAGUAUGGUUGCACUUGUGGGAGCUGCUACGCCGCAGUUGGCGUACACGGCGAGCAAGGGUGCAGUGUUGGCAAUGACCAGAGAGCUGGCCAUUGUGCAUGCCCGCGAGGGCUUCCGCUUCAACUCGCUGUGCCCAGCCCCUCUCAAUACACCACUGUUGCAAGAUUGGCUCGGCGAUGAUAAGGAGAAGCGAUUCCGACGGGAGGUUCAUUUCCCCACUGGCCGUUUCGGCGAAGCCAUUGAGCAGGCCCACGCUGUCAUCUUCCUGGCGAGCGACGAGAGUAGUUUCGUGAACGCCGCGGACUUCGUCGUCGAUGGCGGUCUCACGAAGGCUUAUGUCACUCCCGAGGGCUCUGCCACUGAAGCACCAAAGAACUUGGCCCAAUAGACAGAAGCAGAGUUGCGCUGCUACUCGGCGAAAGUUCAUGAAUGAUGAUGUACUGUACAUAUAUAGCCACGUUUAAUCAACCAUUAUGCAAACGAGAUCCAGAUCUGGUGCUGCUGCAUUGCCCGGCAUAUAUUCCAAGGUCCAGCCUCCUCAAGAGGCAUUCGCCACAUAUGUUCUAGUAAUAGAAGGGUUCGCUGCAUGUUGCCGAGACCGAAUGUGUUGACCAUGACGGCCAACCGCUGUCGCAGCUGCUCCUGCUGGUCUACAUCAAACAGACAGGACCCGACC
Molecule: messenger RNA, 1192 nt
Organism: Aspergillus alliaceus
Lineage: Eukaryota; Fungi; Ascomycota; Eurotiomycetes; Eurotiales; Aspergillaceae
Product: oxidoreductase, short-chain dehydrogenase/reductase family
Exons: 3
Coding region: 71-904 (277 amino acids)
Source: RefSeq, a predicted model, not a curated record